This is a messenger RNA of Phytophthora nicotianae INRA-310, 303 nucleotides long. RefSeq lists its product as hypothetical. NCBI's taxonomy places the organism in Eukaryota, Oomycota, Peronosporomycetes, Peronosporales, Peronosporaceae. Bases 1 to 303 code for a protein of 100 amino acids. The transcript has a single exon. The record is from RefSeq and is a predicted model, not a curated record.
AUGGAGAUCAAUGGCGUGGAAGGCGAAGUCAUCGGCGUGACUUCCUUUUACCAGGUGUCACCGUCUGAAGCCAUUGACAUGGAGAAUGUAGAAGUGAAAAUCACGUCCAACCAAGGGAUCACGUCCAAGGCGACACUCAAAUCCUCCGACUACAGCGACUGCCCCAUGACGGAUGACUCCACGAGCUCAAAAGCGGGGACAAGUGGCGGCACCACCACGACCGUGAUCACCGACACCACAGGAGCUACUGCGCACUACACGGCAUGGCAAGCCUACAGGCGACGAAGGGUUAAGUUCUACUAA